Molecule: messenger RNA, 1414 nt
Organism: Zea mays
Lineage: Eukaryota; Viridiplantae; Streptophyta; Magnoliopsida; Poales; Poaceae
Exons: 8
Coding region: 89-850 (253 amino acids)
Source: RefSeq, a predicted model, not a curated record
CCCACUUGCAGCCCGAGCCCCUUGAUUCCCUCGCCGGUGUCACGCGACUCCAGAUCCCCAAUUCGGACAGCCACCUGCUCGGCGAGCCAUGGCCGGCCGCCGCGAAGGCGAGCACCAGGCGAGCCCGUGGCGAUCCGGGACGCCCGCGGCGGAGGAGGACUCGGGCGCCUUCCCCUCCGCCAUCAUCUUCUUCGCUCUCGUUGGCGCUACCGCCACCACCGCCGCCGUCGGACAACUGCGCCGGACGGUCAGCUGGUUCUACACUCAACUUAGUAGGUCGGAACCAUAUGUUUUCUGGGAAGACAUACCUCGUCGACCAAAUCGUCAUCGGUGCGGUGAAGCCUGGGAACGAUAUCACCAGAGGAUGCGUGACAGGACCGAGGAUCAAAGGGAAAGAGUGGUAGCAAUCGCGUUGGAGUCGAGCCAGUCGACACCGACCACUGUAUUGGACGAACUUGUCAAUAUCGACCCGAACACGGAACGCAUACGGCACAUGCAAGAUGUAUUUAAAAAGGAGAGAAGUAAAUGUCGGGAUUAUCGAAAUUGGGAUAGCCAUAAUCCCAACUAUUAUCAGCAUCAUCAAAGAGAUGACUGGUACUGGAACGCAGAAGCAUUUUAUGCCAAUCAAAGGACAAAUUUCAGGGCAAUGACCAGGGAAGCCAUGACUUACACUAUGUCACACCACUAUUCUGUUUUGGGCCUUGACAGGUCAAGGUCAGAGCCAUUUUCAGAUGCUGAAAUCAAGAAUGCUUUCAGGAGAAAAGCAAUGGAGUAUCAUCCAGACCAAAACCAAAAUAAUAAAGGUGAACACAGUUUCCUUGUGUCUCCAGGUCUUCUCAGCCCCUCAUAGGUUGCUGAGGCAAAAUUCAAAGAGGUUAUGGAUUCUUACGAAGCAAUAAAACGAGAACGACGAGACAGAAGUUGCUGAAUGUGAAAUGUGCUCAUGGUUCUCAGGCGGAGUGAGGAACUGUUGUAUAUAAAUUGUUUGAUGUGGGACAAACUAAAUCUAGGGCUAGUUUGGCAUCCCCAUUUUUCCAUGGGAUUUCUAAUUUCCCAAGGGAAAAUGAACUAAUUUCCCUUGGGAAAAUGAAAAACCCUUGGGAAAAUGAGGUUUCCAAACUAGCCCCUAAGGUAUAAAACUACCGCUCUGAUCCAAAAGAGCGUGUAGCUUAGUGGUUACAAGGGCCACAAUGCCACAUUAGUAUUUUAUGUUCUGGCUUCGACUCUCUGUAGAAGGGAAAAAAAUACGGGAGAUAAUGAAUUCAGAUGGGGGACGAUGGCAGGUCAAUUCAGCCAUUCUUGUUUCUAUUUUUCUCUUGGGGGUGGGGGCCGGGGCAGAUAUAGAUGUACUCAGACGAAUGAAGGCUAUUGAAAGAAUGCACGGAUGAGCUGGACGUGUGUUUUAGAGAACAAA